UACGCAACAGGUGGCAAGCCUGAGUGCUAGGAUCCCCCGUGAAGAUCCGUGACAAAGUCUACAGAAGGUGCCUCAAAAACGUGUCUACAUCUUUGUAAAUGUUUAGGACGAGAUGAUAGAAUGGUGUGGAUAGUUGUACCCUACAAUUAUCUGCCGGGAUAAUUAAAUGCAGCAGAGGAAGGAGGCUUCGAAAUAUAAAGAACCAAUGAGCGUCGACCUCGUCGUAACACCAUUCCGAAACGAAAACAUUUUCGCCUGGACGACAAACUAACCAGUAGGCAAAAACAGUUUGCCAUAUCAAGUGUACAAUGCGGUGAUUCCAGGGAGGGCAGGACAUCUCGAUAGAAUUACAGUGCACUCAUAAAAGUGAUCCGAAGAUGAAGUGGCCAUUAGUGCUGACUUGCUUUCUGCUGCCGCAUUCGUGCAUCCUCGGCGCAUCGCAUGCCGGCUGUGAGUUUCCGGCGCAAUGGAACGGCCACUGGUUUCAAUCGGGGAAUCAGGGGUUGGUGACAGUGAACGGAUCCAUGAUGACCAGCAAGGGCCGCUGCAUCGAGACCAAAGACGACAAGUUCCUCAUUCAUGACACAGAGGUCAAGUGCUAUCGAUGCAUCGUGAUGCACAUGAAGCAUCCAAAUGUUCUUCAAUAUAAAGAGACUUAUUGCACGAUCGAGUCGCCAAAGCCGAGUCUGCCCUCGAUGUGCAGCGAGCUGACCAGCGACGCGAUUCUUAUUUCACUGUUUCGCACGGGCGCAGCCCCGAUGCCCUGUCCCUUCAAAGGACCCUUGGAAUUCACCUACAGCCACGGCGAGGGGGAAUGUAAUUCACCACUGUCCACUGCUGAAACCUGCACCCAAGAAUCGCGAUUGCUUCUUCGUUAUCAGGCCUGCGCCAACGUUCUGUCUUCUGAAAGCGUUGAUGUGGAGCUAGAAUGUCUUGCCACGUGGAAAGAGGGCAGCACGCACAAUUUAGUAGCACGGCUGCACAGCGCGCGAAAGACCAACGACGAGGACAGCUACAGAUGCUUUAUUUACGAACAAACUUCGAACAACUCGUGGAAUUUGGCGCAGAGCGCUGACGCCUCUUGCACAGGAUUGAUUAGCGUCAAGGAGGCUGCCAAGACCUUUAAAAUGAAACAGAAAAAUUCACCGAAUCGUUGCACUUAUCCAUCCUGGGUGGUGGCAAACAAGUCAUGGGUGGCCCUGGAUCCAAUAACGUCGCGACUGCAGGCAUCGCCUUACAACUUGACGAUCCUUGAUCGAAAGGAGACACGUCUGGUGUGUCAUUCCGUGGUUCCCAUUCACGAUCGUCAUUAUCAUCAUCCCUUCAAUCCUGACAAAGAGAUGCAGGUCCAGUACGUGGCCAAAGCUACCCUCGAUUGCACCAAUGGCUACGUGUGCCUGAUGUUCCACCGAAGGGACGACCAUGUAAUAGAGAUGCAGCUGUCGGAAUGGAGCCAACAACCUGACGACGUGUGCAACUCCAGUACGUUCAACUCCCACUCGACGCCGUACACGACGUUCAUUGAUCCGAUGACAAAGCAGUGUCCCAACCUGGGUCGCUACGAGAUUGUCUCCGUGCUUCAUUCGCAUGCCGGUGAGAACCCCGAAGAGAUACUGGGCGUGGAGGGUGAACCGAACAUGGCAAACGCUGCCGAAGUGCAAGACGUCAGGGUCACAUCGACACCGUAUCCGGGACGAUGUCGGUACGGAAGUGUUCGCCGACUGGAUAUCGGUUGCAAGACACCGGAUCGCAUGGAGUUUGCCACGUCCUGCAGCGACGAGUCACCCUCGGAAUACUGGUGUCACGGAACUUGGAUCGAAAACGACACGGCAUACUUGGUCGCUAGUACGGACGUGGGACGAUAUUGUCUCGUUUACAGUGCAUCCGCCGCGGCGACAGGAAGCCGUGAACUCUCAGUGACGGGUCAUCUUGCUUCCUGUCCGAGGCCCUCUCAUCGUCAUCUAGUAUCGUGGCAGGUCAACCUCACGUCGUACGCGCAAUGUGGCGACAUCUCAACGGCCACAUCGUGGACCUUCCGGAUCUCCGCGUCUGUGUACGUUCUGCUGGUUCUCGGCAUCAUCUUUGGCAGAUAUAUCGCGAGGUGAUACCAUUGAGUGGAGGAAACAGGCCAAACAGAAACGGCCGUGUAGUCAGCUACACAGAACGACAAGCCCAACAACUACAACAAAUCUCUAUAUAAAUAAACAAAACGAAAAUAUAUAAAUAUAUAUAAAUAUAAAUACAAGAAAAAAAAUUAUAUAUAUAUUAAACAGAACGGUUUAAUGGAGGGUGCCGAGAUCGAGGGAGAAAGUAACCUAAUAAUCAAGCUUAGUGGAUAAGUGAUCGUGGCUGCAAACUGUGCUGAGAGGAGGGAAGAGCUACUUGGAAGAUUUUCAUCGACGCUGCGAAUAUGGCGGACACCUGAACGAUCAGCUGUAUAUAAGCUAGGAAUUCGUUUAGAAGAAAAUGAUAAACUUUACUGGAAAGAUUGAAAUAGGACCCACACCCUUCUCCAGGUGUGUAUUACAUUCUGCAUGGGUGCUUUGGGUGUUGGGACCUAGGUGUUUGGUGAUGGGCGGAUCGCUGUGAGCAUGUAGAUAGGUUUUCAAAGUGUUCUUUUCAAAUGUAUUUGAUUUUCUCAUCAAGAUGUACUGGUGAUGCAAGUUACCUGCCUCUGUGUGAUAUAUUCUUCAAUUGCAUUCAAUUGUCAGAGUACCAGUAAAGCUUUCAUGAUUUAUGUGGUGGGGAAUUAUCUGUAUUCAAUUUAUUUCACAGAAUUAAUUAUAGUGGUAUUGAAAGUGUGAUAUAAGGUAACUUCUCAACUGCUUCAAAGAAACCUAGAAUGUUGAACUAUCUUCCAUAAGUCGAUACCCUGAAUGUGAUCUAAUGAAUGAAUAUUUCUAAUUAAACCAAAUUAAUUUUCCUUCGCCACAAACACAUCAGAUACAUCGAACGAAGGAGGAAACAGUAGAAGAGCAAGGAAGAAGAAGAAAUAACAAAACAAAACAAAAAUAAGGGUGCUGGGGCCAAUAUCGUGUGCGUCGAACGAUGACUGUAUAUCCCAGUGAGUGAGAAUGAGUGAGUGGGAGAGAAAGGGAAUCAAGAUGGAAGACGUGCAAAAGUAAAUGAAACCCAGAAAAGAAGGAAGAUAAAAGCGAAGAGAAGAGAGAAACUUUAUAGUACUUGUUUAGGGUGCUCGACGUCCGCCACAUUCGCAGAGCUGUUUUCCAGGUCGAACGAAACGUGUAUUUACUUGCCAGCCAGGGAAUACUGUUUCGACUGUAAUUAUACACGUUUUAAUUAAAGUUCCGUGGCACGAUUGCGUGGCCGAAGAAAAACACGAGAAUCUUUUCCGUACGUGUAACCUGAUGCCCGUGUGUGUGUGUAAAAAAAGGAAAAUAGAAAAAAAGAACGAAAGAGAGGUUAGCGGUGCUGCGCCAUGAGUACCAACAGCUAAAAACGAUUAUUAUUAUUAUUAUAACUAUCAUUGUGCGUGUUGGAACGAGCGUAUAAACGGACUUCUCCCUUCUUCCAUGUCUUCUUUCCUUUUAUUUUUCUUACUGUGCCAUUUUUUCACUUAGAAAAUGGACUUCGACGUUAGCUUGUAAGGACUGUACAUUAACACCUUGCCCAUUGUUCUGAUAACCUGAAAUGGUGGUUGUGCCAUAUCAAUUUGGAGGUUAGGAUUCGUUCAAUAUGGCUUUAUAAACUAUCAAUGGAAACAUGAAAACGGGCCAGGUUUAAUUAUGCUAAAAUUUUAUACUUUUAAUUAUUAUGUUCAAUGUCUUAUUAAUUGGUAUUCAAUUAAUAACCAAAAAAUAGGAGGAAUGUUAAUGACCUCAGGUUGGUAAGGUGUUAAAUGCUCCGUGACACUGUUUUAAGGACUGGAAAGAGGAUUUCCUGAUUUAAUCUGAACGACACGAUCCUUGGAAUCCCUUCUUUCGGGUCGACCCCUGAAUUGAAAUUCACCAGACGAGCUCAUUACUUCCUCUUUUAUUUCUGUAGCUUUCUGAAUGAACUACGCUUCAAGAUCGCUUUGUGAUGUUACACAUUGAUUUCAGCGAUACUUUAUUAAUAGAAAAUUGGUAUCUAAAUUGUUUUUAUUGAAAGUGGCUAAUUAAUUUAAUAUUUGAUGAAGUGGCUCAUAGAAUGUGGCUCAAUGGCUCAAUGAAUCUCAGAUCCUUAAGAUGUGAGUUACUAAUUAUUUAUUUAAUUAAAGUUUCAGAAGUUCACAAGUUCUUAGUCUAUUGUUUGCUUUAACAUAUAUUUAUUCCGUCUAGCCGGUUCGGUCAUCCACUUUGAAAUACAUUUCAGCUGCAGUCCCGUCGGUUCGGUCGGUUCCAUCGAAAUAUCCACAAGUUUGGUUAGUUUUGGGUUAGGAUUGAGUUAAAUUUAGGUUAAGCUUGGCCCAAUAGCGUCGAGAAUCUGUUAUAUAGGAGAACCUCUACGUUCUGAACGCAUGAAUUCCCAAAGCUAAGUACCAAGUUUCAUCCCAAUUGACCACCAAAAGAAUAUUCAAUUAACUUGACAUAAAAUAAGCACGACAUAUCGAGAGAACUCAAUUAAAACGAACAGUCUGUACUGUGAAAACGAAACCAAAAAA
Molecule: messenger RNA, 4603 nt
Organism: Osmia lignaria (orchard mason bee)
Lineage: Eukaryota; Metazoa; Arthropoda; Insecta; Hymenoptera; Megachilidae
Source: RefSeq, a predicted model, not a curated record